AUGGAUUACGAGGGUAUGGAAGAAUGGAAGGCUGUUAUCAUACUCGAAGAUGCUCUGGCAAUCUUUGCCGUGAACCGCGAUCAUGGCCUCAAGUCCAUGGACUCAAUAUCCACGAUCAUCUCUGCUCUUCAUAUGCGUCGCAAUAUCCUUGGUAUGCGCUCAGUCCACUACACUCCCUUCACUUCAUCCCCGGUUCGUGGACGAUGCAAAGGCCAGACAGAGUACAACAAGGCCAGCUAUCCGGUGAUUGUUUCAUGA
Messenger RNA from Parastagonospora nodorum SN15, 258 nucleotides. RefSeq lists its product as hypothetical. The transcript has 2 exons. The record is from RefSeq and is a predicted model, not a curated record. NCBI's taxonomy places the organism in Eukaryota, Fungi, Ascomycota, Dothideomycetes, Pleosporales, Phaeosphaeriaceae. The coding region runs from base 1 to 258 and encodes 85 amino acids.